AUGGGAAACAGAGUCAGUUACAACGAACUAAUCGACAAAACGGUACUUAAGUUGCAGCUACAUACAAGUAUUAACGGUGUUUCGCUCUGAAAAAUAGUUCUCCAAGGCAACGAUAUUUUUCAAGAACAGUCGAAUAGAAUACAAAUGUUGCACAUCAAAUUCAAAAAUUUACGUUGCAUUACAUUACAUUAUUUACACGUACGCUCUGAGCAAGAAGUUUUAGGUGAUCGAAUCAUUCAAUUUUAUAUACGUUUUUAGUAUUGUACUUUGAUUAACAGUUAUUACAUGAUUAUUAGCAUUCGAAACAAUUUUAAGAAUGUGACGCUUUAAGGAAAGAUCGGCCUUAAGUUUUUUCGUAAAUUAUUUGACAAAAUUUUCUGAUAAUUUUACGAGAGUAUAAAACCUCUAAAAACUACAAAUAAUGACGAUAAUAAAUAUUAUCAACGAUGCAAUCUAUGUGUGAUCGAAUCACACUGGACGAUAUUGAACAACAUAAUGCUUAGACAGUUAUUUAUUAAAGUCAAUGAGAGAUAAAGAUAACAAAUGUAUGAUAUCAUGGAUUGCAAAAAUGCAAUGGAAUAAUUAUCCAAGCGUUCUAUAUCAUAUAAGAUAUUAUUCGCAGGACUUGAAAAGCCAAUUAAUGUAAAUCUUUUUUUUAUUAAAAGUCAUUCGCGCAAUGUUCGACCGAUGAGUUUUAGCAACAAAUCCGGAUAUCCGCAGGCCAUAAAUUUCUAACGAGAGGUGACUUACACUGCACUCCAUUUAAUAUUUCCAAUUUUAUAGUACUCGUCUCGAUAGAUGGAUAAGUCUCAGUAUGAUAGAUAAGUACAGACUAAUCGAACAAAGAAAUUUUCAUUAGAAAGUUCUUCAUUCUUUCAGAUGACGAUCGUUCGAUCUUGCACGAACCACCACGCAGGCGACGCGAUUCUACUAGCCGGAGAAUACGAAGAAUUCUUUCAACGAUGCCUGGUCAAUGAUCUGCCAGUCGCGUUGAUCUCUGAAUCGAAAUCGACGGCGUUCGAGAUACUAACUCUCGGGAAACAUUCGUACACGACAUACAAGCAGGUCUCCGUGACGCAGUUAUUUCGCAAGUUGGGCCAGUUCGUCGUGGUCGCGUCCUCGUUGCCGUUGCUCCGGCUGUUGCUGCAGAGGACGAAGGACUCUGGCUGGGACAACUUCCAGGGGCUGCAUAUUCUGAUGGACAGAAAGACCGUGGAACGCGGCUGCGUGAACGCUCGCGCAUUUCUGUGGGCGGCCUGGCAACACGACAGACUGUCCACGAUAUUUCCAUGCGUCGAUCCUGCCGAGGGGAUCGUCCUUUACACCUACAAUCCGUACUCAAGCGCGGCGCCAGCGGUUUGGAGGAACGUUGGCCAGUUCAGAGGGCGCGGCGGACAUCCUUGGACAUUGUUGAGAAUGAAGUAUCAAGGUUCAAGGACAUGCGAGGGCUUGACGUUCGACAAGGCGAAGGAUCUGAACGGCUACGAGGUCAGAAUGAACGCCAUAGCCUUCGAGCCCCAUCUCCGAAUCGAUCCGACCAAGACAGGCUUGCAAAGAUUCUCCGGUGACAACAGCGAAAUUCUGAAGAUAGUGUUCGAGAAGUUGAACGCGAGUGUUCGCGUGCGCGUGUACACCGGCACCGCGUACAAUCUAGGCGGGAUUGAUAGUCACGGGAGCAUGGUGGGAAUGAUGGCUGACUUGGCUACCGGCGAGGUGGAUAUGGGAAUGAACGCGAGAAGCUUGCAUAACACGUGGAAAAUCGAGUACGUGUCUCUCCAGAGGUUAACCCUCUACAAUGCUAUGUGGCUUGGAAUUUAG
Molecule: messenger RNA, 1818 nt
Organism: Heterotrigona itama
Lineage: Eukaryota; Metazoa; Arthropoda; Insecta; Hymenoptera; Apidae
Source: the annotation of a GenBank genome assembly